Molecule: messenger RNA, 699 nt
Organism: Pestalotiopsis fici W106-1
Lineage: Eukaryota; Fungi; Ascomycota; Sordariomycetes; Amphisphaeriales; Sporocadaceae
Exons: 1
Coding region: 1-699 (232 amino acids)
Source: RefSeq, a predicted model, not a curated record
AUGACAUCUAUGUGGAAGGAUUUCGAGAAUAUCGAAUACAGAUUUCGAAAGAGUCGAAUUUGUCACGGCAAGCUUGCUGACCCGCCCUCAGAACUUGAAGGACAUCAGAAAUGUUGCAAAACCUUUGAGCAAUCUGGCGACUGGCCAAUGGAUAAUUACGAAGAGGGUGACCUUUUGGAGCAUUUCGGAAGCGUGGGCUCAGGUGGCGCAGGCGCCCGUACCAGAGCAAGAAGCUCCUCAUGGUCUGAAUUUGCUAAAGGAGGCGCACACCGGCCGUCACCAGCAGGGUGGCCCGGGCGUCCCACGGCCGCGGCAACACUCCAGCAGCGAAUCGAAUUCCUCCUAAAAUGCUCAGAAGAGGCAGGGUUCAAGGAUUUCGACACAGCUAUUCACAACUAUUAUACGGCAAAACCAGAUGGCCCCAUCUGGUCAGGGGCCCGCGAAUCGAGUGAGAGGCAUGGGCUGUCUGAGCUUCUUAUAGAAAUCUGUGCAGGGCGCCAAAAUUGGGCCGGCGAUCAAGCUCAUCGUUGUACAGAUCAGGUUCUGCACUCGGCAGAGGAGGUCCUGCUUUCCGAGCUUCGCGUAUUUACCGAGUCCGAUGGGAUGGAUUUCAUGAACGUUUUGAAGUCGUACGGCCUUAGAUCACAGUCAAUAGACUGGAAACACACGGCCAGUAUUCUCCAAAUAAAGGUACGGUAG